Messenger RNA from Paraglomus brasilianum, 1038 nucleotides. Lineage: Eukaryota; Fungi; Glomeromycota; Glomeromycetes; Paraglomerales; Paraglomeraceae. The record is from the annotation of a GenBank genome assembly.
AUGUACACGGAAUUAUUCACGUUUCGUCCACAUAUCUGGAAAUUAAUAACGGGAGCAACUCUGGUUUUGAUGCUGAUACUCGAUACUACCAAGUUCAAGUUUCUUAAUCACAACUUUGGUACCAUGUUUGCUCUUUGUUGGAACUGGUUGUUCACCUGCUUGUGCUAUACAACUAUUCGUCUCGUUUAUGGCUCUUUCAAGCAAACAUUCUCAAACACUCAGUCACUUAGUUUCAAAAUAUUUUCAAAGGCGUCUACUCGAAUAUUAUUCUACAGCUUGUUCUUUGCUGAAGGAACGUAUGCAGCUCCGCCUCCAAAUAAAGACGAACUGGCUACUACUAAUGACUAUUAUGACAGCGUUUCUCUGAUGUACGUAACGAUCAUGACGGUAUUUCUUGAGAUCUUUUACCGACACAAGAAUCGUUAUGUCGCUUCUGUUGACGACUUUCUCUUUUACGUUUCGGCUAGCGUGUUUACGCUCGUUCAUCUGAUUCGGUACUCAUGUUGGCAUUGGACAAAAUUAUUUGGCAUCCCAUAUUUAGCAAUUUAUAUAACUGCAUUUUUCGCUGUGAAAGGUCCAUCUAUUGGUCUACAUUCAACAGCAGGGCUUUGCAUCUUUCAGCUGGUCUCCUGUCUAUGGCUUGGCGUAUGGUGGUGGUAUCGUAGAGGACACGCAAACGAAACCAUUCCAAGUAUUUUCAUAGUUUCGUUUAACUAUGACGAGACAAAUGCGUUAUUUGCCAAGAUGCUGGUGGCUACUAUGAGUCUUGCUAUAAUCAGACCUUUCUCUUACGUAUACCAGUCAUUUGGGAAUGACAUAAAAAGGCAUCGCGAUCGCGCGCUAGUUUAUCACCAAAUGAAGGACGACAUUAACCUCUUACGCAAAGAUAAGCAACAGCAUGACACUAUAGAAGAUUUAAAAAAUGUACUAGAAAUAUUAACGAAGGAACAUGCUAAAGUCAAUAGUGACGUUAACAAAAUACUUACCAAGCUCUUUGAGGCAUUAGAAGAAGCAAGGGGCGCUGCAGCACAACGAUGA